Molecule: messenger RNA, 546 nt
Organism: Lodderomyces margitis
Lineage: Eukaryota; Fungi; Ascomycota; Pichiomycetes; Serinales; Debaryomycetaceae
Exons: 1
Coding region: 1-546 (181 amino acids)
Biological process (GO): positive regulation of DNA-templated transcription
Cellular component (GO): nucleus
Molecular function (GO): transcription coactivator activity; chromatin DNA binding
Source: RefSeq, a predicted model, not a curated record
AUGUCCAUCAACGGAGUAGUCUUGAAGCAUAACUACUCAAAGUACUUUUCGUCUAACGAGUUACCUUUUGAAGUCAGCAGUGAUGGUUUGGAACUACUAAAAUACAAAACACACACGUCGAGACAAACAUUGUCGAUUGCACUGAAUAACAGCAACUCGCAGUCAAAACUAAAGAUAACUGCACAGGACGGGUACCUAUAUCUCACCACCAAAAGAUUGGUAUUCAUCACAGCUAAGCAAGGCGAUGUCGAAUCAUUUGUGUUGGACUUAACAUUAGCGCCGAUUUUGCAGUUGAGCCACAAGUUGAAAGCGCCUUGGUUUGGAGUAAACUACUGGGAAUUCAUGUUUUACAGUGCCAAAGAGCCAAGCAUAGUUAGUGAUGGUUUCCCGAAGAAUGAGUUUUUCAAAGGUGAAAUUUACUUUCAAGAUGGUGGUUUAUUCGAUUUUGUCGAAGCGCUCAAUACAGUUGUGAAUGAUGUGGUCAACAAUCGAGAGAUUGACGACGAGCUCCCAGCGUAUAGUGCUGCUGCUGCUACUACUAUGUAA